Messenger RNA from Camelina sativa (false flax), 768 nucleotides. RefSeq names its product agamous-like MADS-box protein AGL97. Gene Ontology annotation, molecular function: RNA polymerase II cis-regulatory region sequence-specific DNA binding; protein dimerization activity; DNA-binding transcription factor activity, RNA polymerase II-specific. Lineage: Eukaryota; Viridiplantae; Streptophyta; Magnoliopsida; Brassicales; Brassicaceae. The record is from RefSeq and is a predicted model, not a curated record. Gene Ontology annotation, biological process: positive regulation of transcription by RNA polymerase II.
CAGAUGAUUAUAUGAACGGUUUCUACUCUCUCUAUUUCUCUAUUUCUCUAUUUCUCUAUUUCUCUCGCUGUAUUCUCUAUCUCUCUCGCUGCUCUCUCUUUCUCUUUGUCUCGGUAAGAAACAUUAUGCCGUCCUCAAGCGCGUCUGAGUCCAUAAUGAAGAAAGGAACAAAACGAAAAAUCGAAAUAAAGAAACGAGAAACCAAACAGCAACGAGCCGUGGCUUGCUCUAAACGCCGUCAAACUGUGUUUUCCAAAGCGGCCGAUCUCUGUCAUCUCUCCGGAGCCAACAUCGCCGUCUUCGUAACCUCUCCCUCAGAGAUUUCCGAUGUUGUUUACUCCUUCUCCGGCUACUCUCCUGCCCACGAGAUCGCUGAUUGUUACCUAAAUCGCAAGCCACCUCCUAAAAUUGAAGUUAAAUCCCAAUCCAAAUUAGGGUUUUGGUGGGAAGACCCUGAUCUAUACAAUUCUUGUGAUGAUCUCUCUGAGUUAAACAUCCUUGAGGAUCAUAUAGAGAGAGUGAAGAAGCAUGUGAUGGCUUGCCUUGAGAAGAAAGAAAAAUUGCAAUCUGUUUCUAACACCGAACAGAACCCUAGCACUUGUUCUCUCGACGAGGAUUGUGAUCGAGGUUUUGAUCUAAACUCUAGCCCUUCUACAUAGGAUCUUAUUCUCUCUCUUAAAAUCUUUUCUCGUAUCCCCUGUUGUAAUAUUGAAUUUCUUUUUUUUUAUACAGUAUUUAAAAUCCAAAAUUUAAUAAAAACCUUUAACC